This is a messenger RNA of Momordica charantia (bitter melon), 3139 nucleotides long. The record is from RefSeq and is a predicted model, not a curated record. NCBI's taxonomy places the organism in Eukaryota, Viridiplantae, Streptophyta, Magnoliopsida, Cucurbitales, Cucurbitaceae.
UCACGCUGCAAUUUUGUGCAACAAGUAAGAUCAGAGUGAUGGCUGAGUUUCUAUUGACUUUUGCUGCAGAAGAAGUGUUGAAGAAAGUGGUGAAAGUUGCUGCUGAGCAAAUUGGGCUCGCAUGGGGGUUGGAGAAGGAUCUUGAGGAGCUGAGAGAAUGGCUACUCAAGACUGAAGCUUUCUUACGUGAUAUCAACAAAAGAAAAUUGCAUAGUGAUUCAGUGAGGCUGUGGGUCGACAAACUUCAAGAUCUUGUUCAUGAAGCUGAGGAUCUAUUAGACGAGCUUGUUUAUGAAGAUCUUCGACGAAAGGUUCAAACAGCAAAAAUGAAGAAGGUACGUAACUUUCUGUCCCCUUCUAAUAAUGCUUUUGUCUUUCGCGUCAAGAUGGCAAAUAGAAUGAAGAACAUUUCGGACUUGUUAUGCAAACAUUAUCAUGAGGCAGGUUCUUUGGGACUUGUUGCCAGUGAAUCUGCAGAAACAGAGAUUGAUAUUAGCCAACUUCGAGAGACAGUCUCCGAGUUGGAUGAUUUUGAUGUGGUGGGUAGGGAUGUUGAAGUUUCAAGCAUAGUGAAUCAAGUGAUGGAUGCUACAAAUAGACAUGUUACAUCCAUCUUACCCAUUGUUGGUAUGGGUGGAUUGGGAAAAACGACGUUGGCAAAGUUGGUCUUCCACCAUGAGAGGAUAAGAAAACAUUUUGAUAAAACUAUAUGGGUGUGCGUGUCUGAACCUUUUCUUGUCAAUAAGAUUUUGGGAGCAAUCUUAGAAACUCUAAGAGGUACUUCUGAUCGCUUGGAUAAUAAGGAGGUCUUACUCUGUGAACUUAAAAAAGAGAUGCAUGGAAAAAGAUAUUUUCUUGUGCUUGACGAUGUUUGGAAUGAAAAUCCUUCUUUGUGGGAUGAGUUGAAGAAUUGUUUGACGAGGAUCACUGAAGAAUCAGAAAAUAGUAUCCUCGUGACUACAAGGAGUAUUGAAGUUGCGAAAAUUAUGGAAACACUUCCUAGUUAUCAUUUAAGUAAACUCUCUGACGAUCAAUGUUGGUACUUAUUUCAAGAAAGUGCAAAUGCAAAUGGACUACCAAUGACUUCAAGUUUGAAAGUUUUUCAAGAAGGUUUGGUUAAAAAAAUUGGUGGCGUACCAUUGGUUGCAAAAGUUUUAGGAAGGACAGUAAAAUUUCAAGGAAACUUUGAUAUAUGGGUGACGAUAUUGGAAAGUGAAAUAAGUACUCUAUUUCAAGAGGAAAAUUUUGCUUUAUCCAUAUUGAAAUUAAGUGUUGAUCGCCUACCAUCAUUUUCUUUAAAGCAAUGUUUUGCCUAUUGUUCAAAUUUUCCCAAAGAUUUUGUGUUUAGAAAAGACCAACUAAUUCAAAUGUGGAUGGCACAAGGAUUUAUUCAUCUACAAGAAGGAAGAAGCAACAAGACAAUAGAAGAUGAAGGAGAUAGAUACUUCAAGAUCUUGUUGUCUCGUUGCUUAUUUCAAGAUGUUGUUAAAGAUGACAGAGGGAGAAUUAUAGAGUGUAAGAUGCAUGAUCUUAUACAUGAUAUUGCAUGUGAUGUUUCAAAUGAAAACAAAUUGCAAUUAGAUUAUUCAAGCAAUUCCUUAGAUGGGGAACUUUGGACGAAGGAGAAUCAAAAACUUGCUAGAAAGUUACGCACCAUCAUUUAUUACAAAGAGAUGAUACCUCACAUAAUAGAGAGGGCGAUUCAUGAUAAGAUGAUGAACUUUUUCUGUUUGCGUGUUUUGAUAAUGAAUUCAAAUUCUAUUAAAGAACUACCAAACUCAAUUCAUAAGUUGAAACACUUGAGAUAUCUCGACAUUUCAGGUUGUGUUAUAAAAAAGCUUUCAGAAUCUAUUGUUUUGCUUUAUAAUUUGCAAACACUAAGGGCGGAAGACACAAAUGUACUUCUUCCGAAGAAUUUAAGAGAAUUGAUUAGUUUGAGACAUUUGGAAUUUUCUUACACUUAUGUUGUCGAGCAAAUGCCUCCAUAUUUGAGCCAAUUGAUUCAACUCCAAACAUUGUCUUGUUUUCUAGUAGGCUUUGGAAAGGGUUGUAAAAUUACAUAACUUGGACCUCUGAAAAAUCUGAAAGGUAGUUUGAAGAUUUUUCAUCUAGAGCGAGUUGGAAGUAAGGAGGAAGCCAAGUCUUCAAAAUUGGUGGAAAAGGAGAACUUAGAUGAGCUAACCUUGUCUUGGAGCUGGCCUGGCGAAAGAAAUAAUGAGAACAAUCACAAAGAUUUUGAAGUGUUGGAAGGACUUCAGCCUCCCAAAAAUCUACAAACGUUGGACAUUAGGCGCUUUCCAGGCGAAUGUUUUCCAAACAAGAUUUUUCUGGAGAAUUUAGUAGAAAUAAGUCUGUGUUCUUGUUCAAAUUGUGAAAGGCUUCCAAUGCUUGGGGAGCUACCCAACUUAGACAGCCUUUGUAUCAUUGAAUUAACCAAGGUACGAAGUAUAGGCAAUGAAUUCUAUGGAGGAAUUAGUGACUCCAACCAAAAGACAUUGUUCUCCAAGUUGAAGAAAUUUAGAGUAGAAAAGAUGAGAAGCCUAGUGCAGUGGGAAGACUCGAAAGUUGCAUCAAAUGUUACAACUUUGUUUCCUCGUCUUGAAGUCUUGUAUAUUUCUGACUGCCACCAACUAUUGAACCUUCCAGAUGAUGUUUUUGGCUCAUGUGAUGAGAAUGGUGACUACCACCUUACAACUGUUACUAUCAGUGACUGCAUACAAUUAGACAAACUUCCCAAUGGACUAAAAUACUGUCAUUCAAUCCAAUAUUUGAAUGUAAUGCGCUUGUCAUGUUUGACCCUGAAGUUUGAAAACGUAGACAUGGUUUCUUCUUUAAGAAUCAUGGUGCCGCAGAAGUUAGCCCACCGCACUAACUUGGAACUAAACAUUUACGGAAGCAUCCAGUAUGAUCGGUUCUAUAAUAGAGAUUGUGAGGAGCUUGAAUUGGUUGAUGAGUUGGAGAGUGGGAGCCAAGAUCCAAGUAGCAUCCAAAGUUUGCCAGAAUGGUUGGAUAACCUUACAUCUUUGCAAACAUUGAACCUUUCAUACCUCAUCAAAUUUAACAAAUGAGAAAUGAGAGUAUUUGCUCCUCUUGUAUGUUUUCAGUUUGUAAUGUUUCAACAAAAGUGGUCUAUUUUCAA